Penicillium olsonii is the source of this 2139-nucleotide messenger RNA. The record is from the annotation of a GenBank genome assembly. Lineage: Eukaryota; Fungi; Ascomycota; Eurotiomycetes; Eurotiales; Aspergillaceae.
AUGCAUCAAGAACCGAAUUCCAUCAGUAUGCACCCAGACAUACCUCCCACGCAACCCAUCGUGGACCCCGAGACAGGAAAGAGGCCUUCAGAGCCACCUACGCCGAAGCAGUCGACUAAGCAAUCGACUCUAUCGCCGGGUCAGUCGACAAAGCACUCUGCGAAUCCGUCGACAAAGCAACUCGGGAACCAGUCGGCGAAGCAAUCGAUCAACUUGUCAACAAAGCACACCACAGCAAGCCUCAAUGACACUGCCUUCACACCACUGUCUAUGCGAGCACUGUACUACACCCCAGAAGGCGCAAACAGUGACAUCCCCGAUGGCAUCCCUGAAGGGGACAUCAACGACGCUAUCUCCCCGAGCACAAGCACCAACAUCAUCCGGAAGAAAGGGACAAACCUCGUCUUCGACGCGAGUUUUCCAACACCGCAGCCCUCGCCUCAGCAGUAUCUGCUGAAGGUCCACACUGCAGCCUUCUGCCACGAUGAGAUCCGUCUCGCCACAGCCCUCAACCCACCCAUUAGCUCUCCGCAGAUCCCACUGCACAGCCUCUGCGGUACCGUAGUCAGCACGCCCCGUGAAGACGACGACACGGAAGAAGGUCCACGGUUCAAGAUCGGAGAUCAAGUCUUCGGUCUCGUGAGCUAUACUCGCGACGGCGGUGCCGCUGAAUACACCCUUGCGACUGAGAAGGAGAUGGCGCCCAAGCCGGACAACAUCUCUAUCUCUGAGGCUGCGGCAAUAGCCCUGCCUGCUUUGACGGCUUGGCAGGCGCUGUUCCGGUACGCGGGACUUGAUCCCGAUGUGCCGGGUGGGUUGAAUGAAGACGAUGAGGAGUUCGGGCAAGGUGGCAACGGUACUGGACGGUGGCAAUGGCAGCGCAAGCGGCGGGAUACUGUUCUUGGAAGCAUGGACUAUGGAUACGGGCAUCGCAAGAGCACGAUCGGGGCAGGCAUGAGUGGAAGGAGCAGUCGUAAAAGCCCCGGUGAUGUUGACAGUGGAAUGGAACAGCGCAGCGGCACGGCCAACGACAAUGCCAGUGGGAGCACUGGUGACCAAAGCGGGCAUUGGAUCUGGCAUUGGAACCGUCGCGAUACCAUCCUCAACGACAAGGCAAGCGGUACCAGCUCUGGUGCUGGCACUUUGAAUAUCGACGACUUGCCUCGUGCAGCUAGCAAGGUCGAGCCAGACACUGCUCCAAACCCCAGUGCCAAAGCCAACGGCAAUGUGCGCAGAGAAAGCCUCGCAAGUCUCGUCAGCGGUACUCCAAAGGCUACAGGCAAAGCUCCACGUGCAGCCAGCACCAUCGACCCGCAUCCGAAGAACAGCGUCCGCCGCGCCAGCCUCAUCAACCUGGUCCGCGGCAAUCCCAAAAACGAGUCUGGCGCAGGUAGUUCGGCAGGCUCGGGGACUAGUACGACCAGCACGAGACGCGGUAGUCUGCUCAACCUCAUGGACAAGAAUGGUCGUCUGGGAAGUCUCGUGAACAACACGAAUCCCAACACUGAAGAAAGCAAAGGAAAGCUUCCCAAGAUCCGAGUCCUCGUCACCAAUGCCCGAGACAGUGAAAUCGGCCGCAUUUCCGUCCAAAUACUACGUGCAGAAACCCUCUUCCCAGAUCAGGUCCGGCCCUGGAUCUGUGUGACAUGCACGCCCACCGAGGCUGAUAUCAUCGAGAGGGAUUGGAAGGUUGACGAAAUCAUCGUGAUUCCUCAUCUCCCCUCUGCGGAUGAAUGCAAUAUAUCAAAGGUGUUCCGCGCGCGGCGCUGGCACCCCGUUGAUAUUGUGUUGGACUGUGCUGGUGGCGAGGUAUUCCGACAGGCUCAUGCGGCCGGUGUGGUGAAAGACCAUGGGGCUGUGCUGACGGUUGUGGACUCCAAGGUUGCAAUGCAGUCGCCGCUUACUCCUGAGAAUGAUGAGCUUGGGGAGAGGAAGAGGGGGAUUCGAAGUCGGUUUGUCCCUGUGAAUCCGGACGGGCCGGCAAUUGAAAGGAUUGGAGAAAUGAUUGAAGAGAAUCUUGUUCGGGCUAAGCAAGCCCGGAUUGUGGAUAUGGCGAGAGGCGCGGAUCUUUUGGCGGCUGGUGCUGCUGGAACUGCUGGGGGUUUACGAGGGGAUAUGGUUGUUGUCAAGGUUCAAUAG